UUCGUUAGAAAAAAUUUGAUGAAACAAACUCAAUGCAAACAUGAAAUUUUGUAUUGACUAAUGAUUUUUUUAUUUAUUAGUAAUGUCACAAAUUUUGAAAACUAUGACACAUAUUUUGCAAAAUUUAAGUCGAAACUAAUUUGAAAAAAAAAACUAAUGGCUAGAGAAAGUGAAGAGUAUAAAAACGCAAUAAAAGAUAUAGCAUCGCAUUCACAUCAACUUGAGAGUCCUUUCGAUAGAGUACGAUGCGUCGAAUGGUGUAGAAAAUUAGCAGGACUGUCUGAUGAAGACUUAGAAUCAUGUAAAUUAAAAAACGAAUAUGCUCAAUUUUUAAGAAUUCAAGCUCGACAUAAAUUUUUACAUGGUCCAUUUACAUCGCCUCCACCUGACGGUAAGCUCAGUACUCUAUCUGAGUGCCUUGGAAAUCUAAUGGCCCAACAGAUUCCAUAUUUACCCCGCGUAGGACCCUUAUGUCCUGUGAUUCAUCACAAGUCACCAGAUGGUAGGGCGUAUGUAUCAACUAAACAAAUACCAGGAGGUGGAGUUUUCUGUUACAUGGCCGUUAGUCCAGACGGUUUAAAAUGUACAAUUAAAUAAUGAUUAAUUACUCUCUUCAUACUAGUCACUUUCUGAUAUACAUUGUAUAUAUUAUUUCGAAUAAAAAGCAAACAAAUAAAUAAAUUUGGAUUUGUAGAA
Messenger RNA from Diorhabda carinulata, 696 nucleotides. RefSeq lists its product as uncharacterized. Lineage: Eukaryota; Metazoa; Arthropoda; Insecta; Coleoptera; Chrysomelidae. The transcript is spliced from 3 exons. Bases 157 to 597 code for a protein of 146 amino acids. The record is from RefSeq and is a predicted model, not a curated record.